AUGCGACGGAGGACAAGGCCCAUGACGCCAAGGACGGUGCGGCCGGGGGUAUCAAGGACGCUCACGGUCUGCCUCUCCGAUUUCACCAAGACUCUCGCCGAGAUCACUGCCACGGAAGACUCUGCACAGUCCGAGUACGAGGUUACGACCCAGGACAACAAGGAGGCGAAGAUCGCGAAGGAGCAGUCGGUCAAGUACGAGACCAAAGAGGCCGCGGAGCUGGACAAGGCAAUCACGGAGACCGCGGCGGACCGGGCGACCACGCAGUCCGAGCUGGACGCCGUAUUGGAGUACCUCGAGAAGCUCAAUGACAUGUGCGUCGCCAAGCCUGAGACGUACGCGGAGCGGGCCGGCCGCAGGGCCGCGGAGCUGGAGGGGCUCAGGAAGGCCUUGGAGAUUCUCGGCUGA
Messenger RNA from Prorocentrum cordatum, 408 nucleotides. The record is from the annotation of a GenBank genome assembly. Lineage: Eukaryota; Dinophyceae; Prorocentrales; Prorocentraceae.